Messenger RNA from Acipenser ruthenus (sterlet), 894 nucleotides. RefSeq names its product large ribosomal subunit protein uL23m-like. NCBI's taxonomy places the organism in Eukaryota, Metazoa, Chordata, Actinopteri, Acipenseriformes, Acipenseridae. Gene Ontology annotation, cellular component: ribosome; mitochondrial large ribosomal subunit. The transcript is spliced from 5 exons. Gene Ontology annotation, molecular function: structural constituent of ribosome. The record is from RefSeq and is a predicted model, not a curated record. Gene Ontology annotation, biological process: mitochondrial translation. Bases 173 to 634 code for a protein of 153 amino acids.
UUUACAAACGCAAGUAGAGUGACUGCAUGUGCUUCUCUUGCCAUUUCUCUUCCUGUCCUUCAGAUGAUCUUCUGCCUGGAGCAGGAAACUUGUGCUGACCCCAUGUGAAUGCUAUGAGCGCUUUCUAAAUGUCAGUUUAUUUAAACAUCGUCAGGCGUUAACAAAACACAUUAUGGCAAGAAGAGUAAUAUACCCACUCUAUCAGCUCGGGAACCCCCAGUUGAGGAUUUUCCGAACCAACUUCUUCAUGACCCUGGUAAAACCGGGCAAGGAACAGCCGCCUGACACUGUGCAGUUUCGGAUACCCAUGGAGAUGACCAAGUGUGAUGUUAAGAACUACCUUGAGAAGAUAUACAGUGUUCCAGUGGGAGCAGUCAGAACUAGAAUCCAGUACUGUACGAACAAGAAAAGAAAUCACCUAAGCCAGAGGGUGAAGCGGCCUGAUUACAAAGUAGCAUACGUACAACUGGCUCAACAACAGACGUUCCAGUUCCCAGAAAUAUUCCCACAGAAAGACACAGCUUAUGAGCCAGGCUCCGUGGAGGAAAUGCAGGACCAGUUUAUGCAAGACGAACAGCAGAGACAGAAGGCUGACCCCAGACGAGGAGGGGUGACGGAGUGGUUUGGGCUUUGAAAGGGAGAAAAUGAAAUAUACCCAUUUCAAGAAAAAGCACCAAUAAGUGGAGCCAGGUGGAAUAGCGGAUUGCGUUCCAAAUUAUCCUGGAAACUUAGUGCACUUGAUAUGUUAGUCUGAUGAAUUGGAGUCUGACAUCUGAAAACAAAUUGUCCUAAAAACUCAAAAAUAAGUUAUCUUGAGGACCAGGUCAAUUUCCAUGAGGCUUUUGUGUGUGAACAUUUUUUGUAGCAUUUUAAAAAUAAAAUGUAAAUUGUCUA